Messenger RNA from Rhizophagus irregularis DAOM 181602=DAOM 197198, 927 nucleotides. RefSeq lists its product as uncharacterized. The record is from RefSeq and is a predicted model, not a curated record. Lineage: Eukaryota; Fungi; Glomeromycota; Glomeromycetes; Glomerales; Glomeraceae.
AUUUAUUCAUCUUUUCAAUCAUGAGAAAUCAUAUUUUUACGAACCUUUUUUUGGUCCUUAUGAUAUUUAUUUUUUUUAUUAAUAAUAAUUUUAAUGUUAAUGCUGAAAUAACUAUCAAAGCAAUGUUAAAAGCAGAUAUUAAUGAUAAAAAAUUGGUAACUCGACAAACUGGACCCUCAAAAUUAAGUUGUUAUUAUGCUAUUGAUAAUGUUCAUAAAUCUACUACUCUUGAUGUUGGAGUACCUCAAAAUACAAUUUUUGCAAAAUUUACUAUAGAAUGUAAUGUUAAAUCAGUAAAAGUUGCUGUUACUAAGUAUUCAUUAGAAAAAUUCGAUACAAACGUUCAGUGGGUUAGUAUGACGGGUGUUUCUAUGAAGAAUUUAGGAAGUGUAGGAAUUCCUAAAACUAUUGGAUCAUCUAUUAUUGAUAGUUUUUUACUCAGUGCGGACCCUUCAGAAUGUCUUAAUGCUCCAGAUGAUGGACUUGGAGUUUUGGCCAGGGCUGAAAUGUGUUUUUCUUUUAACGCUCCACCAGAAUAUACUGUAACGUAUUUACAACCCUGUGCAAAGGCUGGAAAUAUUAUAUCGGAUUGUCCUAAUUCUACUCCAUCUCCGGGAGGAAUUCCAUUUCCUCCUGGAAAAAUCCCUCCUCAAUCUCCAAAUAAACCGUCCGAAAAUAUUCCAUCUCCCAAGCUUCCCAAGCCUCCUAAUUCCCCUGAUUCAGACUCUCCAUAUUGCUAUUAUAAUUAUACUCCCACUAGUACUGCACCAUCUAAUACCAUAAUUACCUCUACGCCUUCUCCUUCUUUAAUUUGCUUAAAUUCUUCCUCUUCUUCCAUUUUUUCAUCAUUUUUCUUUCCUCUUUUCUUUUCUUGUUGUUUUUCACUUACUUUUCUUUUCAUGAUAUGAAAUUUAUUCUCUAUAUAGA